Drosophila melanogaster (fruit fly) is the source of this 2672-nucleotide messenger RNA. RefSeq lists its product as uncharacterized. The record is from RefSeq and is marked reviewed. NCBI's taxonomy places the organism in Eukaryota, Metazoa, Arthropoda, Insecta, Diptera, Drosophilidae. The transcript has 8 exons. Bases 244 to 1101 code for a protein of 285 amino acids.
AGUUUGCCGCACACGCUCGUGGAACGCACUUGGAUAGCGCUCCGUAGUUCUCGCUGUAGUACCUCAACCUUUUGUACCUUCACCUCUGCUCCCCGUUAAGCACAAUCUAAUCACACUGAAAGUCGAUUUCUGAUAGGGCGCCAAGCGAUAGGAGGAGCACCGCUUUACCCAUUGGAAUUCAACUUGAAUGCUUAGUCUUGCCACAAGCUUGGUAGCGAACGAGUGCGAAAACUAACUGGCAGCAUGGGCGUCAAGGUCAAGGAAACGACACCCCAGCAAAUCGAGGAGCUGCGCGAUAGGUUCAAUCGCAAAUAUGCCUCAUCCCCUCCGGCAGCACCUUUCCAUCCGACCGAUAUUGAUCGUAUUCGCAACGAUCAUCUGUGGCUUCAAAGGUUUCUGGAAAUGUAUGAUCUCGACAUGGAGACCUCCUUUAAUUCGCUGUGGGAAACCUGUAUCUUGCGUCAGUCAACUGGGGCAAACGAUAUCGAUGAGAGCGAGUUGAACCAGGAGUAUUUGAAGGAGGGAUCCGUGUUUGUGCACAACACUGAUGUGGAUGGCAAGCCGUUGUUGGUAUUCCGCGUUAAGAUGCACAGUAAGUCCAAGAACCUGGACGAACUGAUACGCAUCGUGGUGUACUGGGUGGAAAGGACUCAGAGGGAGCAGCAUCUGACCCAGUUGACCAUAUUCUUCGACAUGUCGGGCACGAGUUUGGCCUCCAUGGAUCUGGAGUUUGUGAAACGCAUUGUGGAGACAUUUAAGCAGUUCUAUCCCAAUAGCUUGAACUACAUUUUGGUAUAUGAACUGGGCUGGGUACUAAAUGCUGCUUUUAAGGUCAUCAAGGCGGUGCUGCCACCCAAAGCGGUUGAGAUUUUAAAAAUGAUAUCGAAAAAGGACAUCAACCAGUACAUUAACAAGGAUAACUGCCUGGCCAUCUGGGGUGGCGAGGAUAACUACGAAUUUAGCUUUGUGCCGGAGGCUAAAAAGGUCAUUUCCAAACCGGUGGCUGCCAAUGCUGGCGAUGAUGACCAAUUCGCGGACAAAAAGUUGCAGUUCAUUUUACGCCAGACGGAAGCGGCAGCAACAACAGCUGGAAGAAGCUGAUCGAGUGUGAGCGAGACAGCAGUCACGGAGCGAGCUUUUGGGUCACCUUUGUCGAUUCCGCUCCCAUGGUGCUCAAGGAGACCAACAUCAACAAGAUGCACACUCCAUCCGAGGGCAUGUUGCACAUCAAUCCCAAGGAUUUUGUCAACUUCAAUUCCAAGAAUGCGGAAGCCACGAUGACCAUCAAGUCUAUUGCCACCUCGGCAGUGACGUACAAGAUCCAAACCACAUCGCCGGAGAAGUUCCGUGUGCGACCACGUUGCGGCAUCAUCCAGCCCAAUCAGGAGGCCACCAUCAACAUAUGGUUGAAGUCGGAGCACAAGCUUAGUGACGACAGCAAGGAUAAGUUCCUGGUGAUGGCUAUGGUCGCGCCAGGCGGUGAAUGCGGUGGCGCCGAUGUGACCGAGCUGUGGCGGAGCAAAUCCCCCACAUCUGCGGAUGUGGAGCAGCAUCGACUGGUCUGCCGCUUCGAUGAGAACAAAUCAAAAGCGCAGCUAGAUUGCGCAAGCAAGUCCAGUAAGGCCAGCGUGGAUUGCAGCAAGAAGUCCGGUGCUGGCGUAGAUCCAGCUACGGCAAUGGAGCGUCAGUUGGCAUUCACCCAGAACCUGCAAUACGUGACGCUGGCGCUGUUGUUCCUGUUGUUUGCCGGCUUCGGCUUUCUGAUGUACCAGCAGCUCGGCCAGCACGCCGCUACCUGUCCCAAGGCAACGGCGUAUUCGUGCGCUAAGCGCAAAUAAUAUUUACUUAGCCCGUGCAAUUUGACCAGGCAGGAGCUAGACAUUGCCGCUCGCGAUAGCCACAACAAUAACGAAGACGACUGCGACUGUCCAGAGCUGGAGAACUGUGCCUGUGCUGUUGAUUUGAUGAAUCUAGGUCUGGACUGUGCCGAUACGAUGGACCAAUACGAUGGCGAAUGCCUCGAGGCACUGAUACAGGCGCAUCUGCAGCUGUGCCUCAGCUGUCAGGGCACUGGUGAUUGGCAGCUGGGCGGCGUUGCUGCCGGCGGCCAUUUGCUGGGAUUCAUCGCAUUCGCAAGGAAGAUGGUGCGCGUCGUUCUUUCGCUAUCGCUGCUGUGCGGCAUCUUGUUCGUGAGCUUCUACCUGGGAAGCAACUACGGCGGAAACUCCACCACCACUACCAUAACCACCUCCCUAGCCACAGUCGACUCAGGCAGAGGCAAUCGUCAGCCGUGUUACUACUCGUAGUGAAGCCAAAACCCUCAACUGUGCAUGCCAGGGUGGUUCGAUUUGUUCAGCAGUAAAUGCAACUUGUUCACCUCUGUACACGUAAUAAUCCAUUUUGACCCUUGCCAGGUAUGAAAACUACAAAUAUUAAAGCCUUCUUACAUACUUCAAUGGCUUGCAUUCAUGAAUUCCCGGGUCCUGCGAAUUGUUUAGACACCUUUGCUUUUAAAGGUAAUUUUAAGAUGUUUCCCUUCAUUGCAAAUCGAACCACCCUCCAAGCAAAUACAUAUUUUUGUAUAAAUCUUAAGACCUACCAUAAGAGUAACAAUUUCGUGUUUCCUGAUAUUAUUGAGUAAAUGAUGUCUCGCGCUUACGAGACAAUCUCCC